UCCUCCAAACUCCAAACCAAACAAAAAAAUGGCACCCCCAAACCCAGAGUACCUACAGCAAGAAGAAUCACUAACCCUAGAAUCAAAAGAGUUGAUCACCAGCCUCCCCCGCCAAAACGGGUGGUUCGAUUCGACCCACUUAUACCUCUACCAAGGCUUCUGGUUCCAACCCGACCACCUCCAAGCCGUGAUCUCAUGCCAGACCCACUUCCAACCUCUCCCCUCCGACGUCUUCCUCGCCACAUAUCCCAAAUGCGGCACCACAUGGCUCAAAGCAAUCAUCUUCACCCUCCUCAACCGCAAACUCUUCCCUCCCGCCUCCGCAGACCACCCCCUCCUCACCGCCAACCCCCACCAGCUCGUCCUCAGCCUCGAGAUCGACCUCUACGCCCACAACCGCCUCCCCUCCUCCCCUUCUCCAAGAUUCUUCUCCACGCACAUGCCCCACGCCUCCCUCCCACAGCCCCUAUCCCAAAGCAGUAAGGUCGUGUACGCGUGCAGGAGCCCCAAGGACACCUUCGUCUCUCUGUGGCACUUCAUGAACAAGCUGAGGCCUCAGGGAGCGCCGGAGAGGGAUAUGGAAACGGCGUUCCGGAUGUUCUGCGAGGGAGCGGUCGGGUAUGGGCCGUUUUGGGAUCAUGUUCUGGGGUACUGGAGGCGGAGCCUGGAGGAGCCCGGGAGGGUGCUGUUUGUGAGGUAUGAGGAUGUGAAGGAGGAGGGGGCGGUGCAGGUGCGGCGGCUGGCGGAGUUUCUGGAGUGCGGUUUCUCGGCGGAGGAGGAGGAGGAAGGGGUGGUUGAUCGGAUCUUGGAGUUGACUAGCUUUGAGAGUAUGAGGGGGAGUGAGGUGAACAGGGUUGGGAGAUUGGGGAAUGGGAUUGAGAAUAAGCAUUUCUUUAGGGAAGGAGUGGUUGGUGACUGGAAGAAUUGUUUGUCUGCUCAGAUGGCUCAGGAACUUGAUGCCAUUGUGGAACAAAAGUUUGGUGGAGCAGGGUUAGUCAUCUAGACCCCAAACAGAGGAUCUCCUGUUCUCUACAAAUUUCAAACGAUUGUUCAUUUUGUUUCGAUUUUCAAAUAAGAAAUUACAUUUAUUUCCA
Salvia hispanica is the source of this 1094-nucleotide messenger RNA. NCBI's taxonomy places the organism in Eukaryota, Viridiplantae, Streptophyta, Magnoliopsida, Lamiales, Lamiaceae. The record is from RefSeq and is a predicted model, not a curated record.